CCGAUCAUCCGGUGAACUUUCAUGACCGAACCGUUCACAUCCGUGAUCGGAACGAAGUGUUAGUCCCAUGUACGGUCGCGACCCCUCACACUUCGACUGCUUGUCACAUGGUUUCCGUUGCGAGAGUUCGCGACGCCAUAGCUCAGAAUGAGGUUGAGGAGAUGGGUCUUGUAUUCUUGCAUGCUCUCCCCUCGUCGGACGGACCAGCCGCGUCACCGCCGGACCCACGCAUUUCUCACCUCUUGGACGAGUAUAGAGACGUCUUCGAGGCUCCGACCGGAACGGUUCCGGAUCAGCCCAUACGUCACGGGAUCACUCUCGAGGCUGGCGCCAUUCCUCCGCGUGGAUGCAUCUACCGCAUGAGCAAAGAGGAACUCGAGGUGCUCCACGCACAACUCGAUGAUCUUCUCGACAAGGGCUGGAUUCGCCCUAGUUAUUCACCUUACGGUGCCCCUGUUCUCUUCGUCCGGAAGAAGAACAAAGAUCUACAGUUAUGCAUCGAUUAUCGCAAACUUAACGCACAAACCGUAAAGAACGCCGGCCCUCUCCCUCGAAUUGAUGAUCUCCUUGAGCGGUUAGGCGGCGCAACGUACUUCUCGAAGUUGGACUUGAAGUCGGGUUACCACCAGAUUGAAAUCCUGCCUCAAGAUCGGUACAAGAUCGCGUUCAAGACGCGGUACGGGCAUUUUGAGUGGGUCGUCAUGCCAUUUGGCCUCACCAAUGCCCCCGCGACUUUCCAAGCAGCUAUGACGACUGAGUUUCGCGACUUGCUCGAUCGCAGCGUCCUCAUCUACCUUGAUGACAUCUUGGUUUAUAGUAGGACGUUGGACGAGCACAUCGUACACCUUCGAGCUGUUUUGGAUCGUUUGCGACUAGCCAAAUACAAAGCGAAUCUCGACAAGUGUGAGUUCGCCAAGCAGGAGCUUGAGUUCUUGGGUCAUUUUGUCACGCCGAAAGGCAUUCGUCCCUUAGCAGACAAGAUCCAAGCCAUCGUGGAUUGGACGGAACCCCGUUGCACGACGGAUGUACGCUCUUUCAUGGGUUUGGCUGGAUAUUAUCAGCGAUUCGUCGAGUCAUACUCGAAAGUGGCCGCUCCUUUGUCGAGACUUCAGUCCCCGAAGGUGCCCUUCGAGUUCGACGACGCAGCCCGUGGCACGUUCACUACAUUGAAGGCAGCAAUGCAAGCCGCACCUGCCCUCCGUAUAUACGACCCCACCAUUCCCACCCAAGUGACUACGGACGCUUCGGGAUACGGUAUUGGUGCGGUGUUGGAACAGUGUCACGAGGACGGUUGGCAUCCGGUCGAGUAUUUCUCCCAAAAGGUGUCUCUCGUCAACACUCUCGACGGCGCUAGGAAGAAAGAGCUACUCGCGUUCGUCACCGUUCUCAAACGGUGGCGCCACUUUCUUCUCGGUCGUCGGCGUUUUAAAUGGAAUACGGAUAACAAUCCGUUGACAUUUUACAAAACGCAGGACACGGUCACUAGUACGAUCGGUCGAUGGAUGUAUUACAUCGACCAGUUCGACUUUGACCCGUGCCACAUUCCUGGUCCCGCCAAUCGAGCUGCGAAUGCCCUCUCACGACGGCCCGAUUUUUGUGCCAUUGUGAACAAGGCAUUCGACCUCGAUGACGAUCUGCAGCAGCAUUUCGUCAAAGGCUACAAGUCCGAUCCGACUUACUCUACACUUUACGCAGAGCUUUCAUCAGAUCACCCGCCGGCUAGCCACUAUCGGAUUUCCGACGGGUUCCUUCUCCUUCACACGAGAGGAAAGGACUUGUUAGUUGUGCCCCAAGAUCGCAUCUUACGGACUCGUCUUCUCGACGAAUUCCACGACGCACGACUUUCGGCACACCUUGGCGUGAACUGCACAUUAGCACGGCUCCGCCAACGUUUUCACUGGCCUGACGUCCUUCAUGACGUCACGAGGUACAUUGAGUCAUGUGCAGUUUGCCACCGUAACAAGGGUCGAUCUUGAGUCCCCUUCGGCGAACUGAAACCAUUGCCGAUUCCUCGGGCACCGCGCCUCUCCAUUGCUAUGGACGUG
This is a messenger RNA of Chara braunii, 2045 nucleotides long. The record is from the annotation of a GenBank genome assembly. Lineage: Eukaryota; Viridiplantae; Streptophyta; Charophyceae; Charales; Characeae.